AUGGCCCCCUCACUCAUCCCUCUGCAAGAUGGCUGGUUCCAUGAGAUGUCGUCGCAAUGGCCUGGCCAAGCAAUGUCAUUGAAGGUGAACAGGAUCUUGCAUGUCGAAAAGUCCCUGUACCAGGACAUCCUGGUUUUUGAAUUGGAGACAUUCGGAAACGUCCUGGUGCUCGACGGUGUUGUCGAAUGCACAGAGUGCGACGAGUUCUCUUAUCAGGAAAUGAUUGCACAUAUCGCCUUGAAUAGUCAUCCGAACCCCGAGAAGGUGCUGGUUAUCGGCGGUGACGAUGGAGGUGUUCGAGAAGUGUUAAAGCACGACUCGGUUACGGAGGUCGUUCUCUGCGAUAUCGAUGAGGCUGUGAUCCGAGUAUCCAAGCAGUAUCUUCCCCAUAUGUCCUCUCUUCUUUCAUCUGCCAAGGUGACUGUUUUCAUCGGAGACGGUUUCAAGUUCCUGGCUGAGCAUGACGGUCGCUGCGAUGUCAUCAUCACCGACUCUUCGGAUCCUCCUCUCCAUGAUGCCCUUGCUCCUGGUGGCAACAUCUCUACCCAAGGAGAAUGUCUUUGGUUGCACCUUCCACUCAUCUCCCAGCUUAGAUCAAUGACUCUCGAGAUUUUUCCUGUCUCCGAGUACGCCUACACGACCAUCCCCACCUACCCUUCCGGUCAGAGAGGCUUCAUAGUCUGUUUCCAACCCCUACGUAAGCUCAGCGAUACGAGGUAUUACUACAAUGCUAUUCAUAUGUCUGCGCUCAUCCUCCCUGAGUUUGUUGGUGUCCUUCUGUCCGAGGGCAAGAACAUACAACCGAAGUUUGGUCGUGAAGCACUUGCAGUUGCGAAUGUGAACAAGCAAUCAUGUGGACUGGACUUGGAAUGA
Molecule: messenger RNA, 873 nt
Organism: Guyanagaster necrorhizus
Lineage: Eukaryota; Fungi; Basidiomycota; Agaricomycetes; Agaricales; Physalacriaceae
Product: spermine synthase
Exons: 6
Coding region: 1-873 (290 amino acids)
Biological process (GO): spermidine biosynthetic process
Cellular component (GO): cytosol
Molecular function (GO): spermidine synthase activity
Source: RefSeq, a predicted model, not a curated record